AUGUCGCCCAAGGCCAAAACCGAUCCUGAGAAACUCUUGUUUAUCCGCUUUGACCACAUUCUCGAACGUUCAAAGGCUCUCUUGUCAUCUGCGAACAACGAGAAAGAUUCUUGCUCUAAGGAAAUCGCUGCGUCCUUUUUCUCAAAAAUCUCUUCACUCAUCGUAGACCUUACCGAUGCUUUCUCCAGCUGGCUCAUGGCGGCUAACAAAGUAUCGGAGGAGAAGCUGGUCGAAACGAAGAAGGCCUUCAACGAUGUUUCGAUUCUUGCCGACAACGUGCUUGUCGUUUUAAAUGCCCGCGCCGGGCAUACUCCUAAAGAAGAAACGAAAUCGUCGCAAC
Molecule: messenger RNA, 340 nt
Organism: Paramuricea clavata
Lineage: Eukaryota; Metazoa; Cnidaria; Anthozoa; Malacalcyonacea; Plexauridae
Source: the annotation of a GenBank genome assembly